Oryza sativa Japonica Group (Japanese rice) is the source of this 1833-nucleotide messenger RNA. RefSeq lists its product as uncharacterized. Lineage: Eukaryota; Viridiplantae; Streptophyta; Magnoliopsida; Poales; Poaceae. Gene Ontology annotation, molecular function: protein binding; DNA-binding transcription factor activity. Gene Ontology annotation, cellular component: nucleus. Gene Ontology annotation, biological process: regulation of flower development. The record is from RefSeq and is a predicted model, not a curated record.
UAAAUGAUCAUUUUUCAAGUUGUAUUAUCUUUGAAAAAUGAUCAUUUUUCAAUUUAUCAGAUGCAUGAAUAAAAGAUUAUCAUAUCUAAAUAGAAGAUAUACCAUCUUAAUACAAAGAUAUGCAAGUCUUAUGCGUACUCCCCCCAAAAAAGAUCAUUUAGACAUGAGUACAAUUGCAUCUAAAUGAUCAUUUAGGUGUACACCUAAAUGAUCAUUUUAGGUGUACAUGACAUGGUAUAUCUUCUAUUUAGACAUGAUGAUCUUUUAUUCAUGCAUCUGAUAAUCCUUUUGACUUGAUGAUUGUUGGCUGUUAUUAGCUUAGAGCUGUAAUGUUAGGAAUUUUAUGCCCUUGUUAAAAUGAGUGGCCCUACUGCCUUUGGUGCAUAGUAUACACUGCACACACUUAACUUUGUCUUUUUAUACCAAUCCCCUUCACUUGCAAUAAGCCUCCCAACACAUCAAAGGGAUCCACAGUUCAAAAGCCAUGUUCCAUCCUUCUUCUUCCUCGUCGCCACCAACCUACAGUGACUCCUCCAUGCACCAUGCACUGAGCUUCUCUUCGGCUCUGCCCACAGCUCCAACUGAAAUUCCUGGCAGCGGCGGCGGUUUCGUCGACGACAAGGGCAGCAUGUUCUCUCUUCCCAAUGUUGCGGGCUCGGCGCCGCCUCCCUCCUACUACUCUUCCCUCCCUUCCUUCUACAUCCACAGGAGCACCAGCUCGCACUCCCUCCUUCACCACCGGUUGUCUGACCUCCUCAACAGUAAUGCCGCAUUCUCUUACUCGUCUGCUCCAGCUUGCCAAUUGCAGCCCCUCCCACCUGUUUCUUCCUCCACUUCAUCAUCCUCCGGCGAUCUCUUGGAGUUCAGCUCCGGGACCCUGCGCCGUGUCUUCAGCACCGGCGACCUGCAGGCGAUGAAUGUACCGCCAUCGCCACCGCCACCGCCGCCGUUUUCAGGUGACAUCUGCAUCCAGGAGGUCGGCGGCCCGUUUUCGCAGAAGGUGGGCCGUUACAGCGCCGAGGAACGCAAGGAGAGGAUCGAGAGGUACCGCGUCAAGCGCCAACAGAGGAACUUCCACAAGAAGAUCACUUAUGCCUGCAGGAAGACGCUGGCAGAUAGCAGGCCAAGGGUGCAGGGCCGCUUCGCGAGGAACGCCGAAACCGAGGCCGAUGCCGAGGCCGAUGCGGUGGCCGGCCUGGACACCGAGGUGUACGGCAAUGGCUAUGGAUACUGCGCCUACAGCGGCCUCACCAACAGUAUCAGCAGCAAUUGCUACGACAACCAGAGCCAGAGCCAGUGGUGGGGAACGCCAGCUGGCGCGGCCAAUUGGCAGCACCAGCAGCAGAAGCAGCAGCUUGGUUUCGACGUCGCCGUCGACGGCGACGACGAGGACUACGAGCUGUGCUGUGGGCCAGCAUCGCUGACAUGUGCUCAGGGACCUGACCCUGAGCUGAUCUGACCUGUCCGGCCACACACGCCGGCAGCAGCUGAUUGGCGCUGCCAGGUGCAAGGAAGGCGGGGGGAGGCAACCGAGCGGCGGCUGCCGUGGACAGUGCGGUGGUCGGAGUGGCGUCGCUGACCUUCUUGUCGCCGUAGUGUAACUUCGCCUUAAAUUAGUUAUAGAAGCUAAGAAAAGAGAAGGGUAAAAAAAGGGAAAAGAAAUAGACCCUCUCGUGAACCAAGCCAAGAAAAACCAGCUUGUUGUUUUUGUGUGGUCAGGAUUAGCAAUUUAGUAGGCAUUUAGUACUACUUUGAUAUCUUUCUCCGAUAGAAGUUUGGCCAUGGUUUUGCUUUGUCACACCUGAAAUUUGAAGAAAGUCUUGAGUGCUGCAA